AUGGUUACAGGCAUCGAGACUGCUAGUCUUGCGCUAGCAAUAUUCCCGCUCGUCAUAGAAGGCCUCAAAUCUUAUUCAAACGGUGCCAGAACGAUCAAGGAUAUGUGGCGCUCUCAAGUGACCUUGAAGUCUCUGAUAAGAGAGCUCAGAAUGGAGAAAUGCAAAUUUGAGAACACCCUCACAUCUCUUCUCGAAGGCGUCGCCUCAGAUCAGCCAAAUCUCCUGUUUUUAAUGAAUGAUCCGGAGUGUAAAUUCUGGUGCACGAAAGACUUCCAAGAAACCCUGAAAUCUCGACUUCGUCCUGAUAUGGUCGAAGUGUAUAUAGAGGCCAUGGAAGAGCUUUAUUCUGCGCUUGAAAGCUUGACUAAUAAGUUUGCGCUUGGAAGUGAAUGUGAACCUGAUGACAAAACUGCUUUGAAAAGAAAGUGGAAGAUGAUUCGACUUGUUCUUUCGAAAGCAGAGUACAAAGAACAACUGAAUCAAAUUUCCAAAAUUAAUACUGACCUCCAGACCCUUACUGGACAAACGAACGUUUCUGAUACUACAUUUUCCAACACUACCAUAGCCCAGGCGACUACAUCUGUAAAGAACUACAAGCGUAUACGGGACCAUGCGAUGAGCCUUCAUAGGGUCCUCAAAGAAAACCUCCAGCCUGUAGCACCAUUUUGCCAAUGCUCAACUCUCCACAAUGCGAACUUGCAAUUAGAAAUGAGAAACGCAACGCUCAGACAGAAAGGAUUUGGACAUAGUACAUCCAUACGAUUCCAUGUCGUAAUAUCUUUUGAAAGAGCUGCCGGUACAGGAAUACCUCUACUUCGUUCUUGGCGGGAUUUAGAGCUCGAGCCUGUGGAUAAUGAUAGGGAGGACAGAGAAUCCUUGGCGAGCGAACAGGCGGGAAAGAUCGAUAGCUCUAGCUCUGGUGGGACUAGGGGUGCAGGUUUUCACUCACAUGUGAUACCCCCUUCCCCAUCGGUGGCCGCAGAGGGGAAUAAGAAACACGGGAAAUCACGUUUUAUAUGGAAUACUAAGAGCGGGGCAGGGGUAAAUUCCCCCCCCCAAGAAGAUGAAAUGUUGAGUAAAACAUCCAGCCUUCCUGAGCCACAUAACACUAUACAACGUACACGUGCCUCUACAAAGGCUUCGCUCAAAUCAUCUUUCCUAAAACAUUUCAGCCUUCCUGAGCCACGCAACCCUAUACAACAUACACAUGCCACUACAAAGGCUCCACCUAAAUCAUCUUUGCAGAUACCAAGAAGUGAGAGUAGGCCUACAACGCCCAGAAAAGUCUCUUUCGCCGUCUCAUCCACCCCCCCAAUCUCUGUGGUGUCCAGAACACCUUCCAACCAAAUCAAACACUUAUGCUCAAUCAUACAGCAAGCAGAGAGUGAUCAGUCUUGUCUUGGUGUCCUUGCAGAUAAGAGCGGGCAGUAUCUUGUCUGGCCGCUUAUGUCAUCCUCGCCGCCUGAAUCGACUGACCUCAUAUCUCUUCACAACCUUCUUGAUGAGGGCAAAAUGCCGGCAAAAAGGGAUACGUUAAUUCUGGGAGUACAACUUGCUUCAACGGUUUUGCAGUUGCACAAAACCGGAUGGUUGGCCGAGGACUGGAGUAGUAGGGACAUAUUCUUUCACCAGAUUAACACUGAAGGCCUAGGAGGAGUACCAGAUUUCAAAAAGCCUUUCGUCCGGCAAUCGCCGGACUUAGACCCGAGUUUACAGCAAACACAAAGUAAAGAAGAGACUACAAAAUCCGCCCUUAUACCUCACGACCGGAGCCUCUUUUCCUUAGGCAUUGUUCUCAUAGAAAUUUGGCACGGUUUUCUCUUAGAGAAGCUUCAAAUUCGAACGGACGGGGAUGAGUCCGGUUUCAAUACAAAUUACAUGACUGCAAUGCGAUUAAUUGGGGAAAUAUCGUCGAAUGCUGGUGCAAAAUAUGGUGACGCCGUGAGACGGUGUAUUCAAGGCCUUGAUCACAGAUCUGGAAGCUUAGACGUGGAUGAUUUCAAAACCGAAGUCCACAUGAAAGUGGUCGCCCCGUUGAUAGAUAACUUGAAACAUUUUUGCGACGAGGAUAUCACGAGUUUGUUCGAGUUCAAUGUUUUGUGGAGAUGGGGUUUGCAAACCUUUGUGUAUUGUUAUAUGUUGGGAUUGUCAAUUUCACUGAAUCUAUUGCACUACUCUAUUUUUCAAAAGGUACCAUACGGGGAGUGA
Molecule: messenger RNA, 2208 nt
Organism: Morchella importuna
Lineage: Eukaryota; Fungi; Ascomycota; Pezizomycetes; Pezizales; Morchellaceae
Exons: 5
Coding region: 1-2208 (735 amino acids)
Source: RefSeq, a predicted model, not a curated record